GGCCCCGAAAACACCUUAGUUUGCACCGAGAGACCAUUUGCCGCGGUGUCCCAGGAGCUUCUGCUGACAAUCCCAGUUUCCAAGGGAACCCUUUCGGCCAUGGUGAGGGCUGCGCCCCCUUCUCUGACUUGCCUUCAGCCAUGAAUGGAUGGGUGUGAUGCCUGCUAGCCAAAAGGGGUCCUUCUGUGUGUUGCAGUCUUGUGGCAUUCUGCAGGCACCCUGCCCGUGACCCCAGGCUUUUUAUGGCUGUGAGACUUACUAAAAGCUCAGGGGUGAGAAGUGACCUUUUGAGGUGACUAUAACUGAAGAUUGAAUUACAGAAGCAAAAAAAAAGGUUUUUGAGUCAUGAUGCAAGAAUCUGGGUCUGAGACAAAAAGUAACGGAUCAGCCAUCCAGAACGGGUCCAGCGGUGGCAACCACUUACUAGAGUGUGGCGCGCUUCGUGACACUCGGUCCAACGGGGAGGCACCAGCGGUGGACCUGGGGGCAGCGGACCUUGCCCACGUCCAGCAGCAGCAACAGCAGGCCCUGCAGGUGGCAAGGCAGCUCCUCCUUCAGCAGCAGCAGCAGCAACAGCAGCAGCAGCAGCAGCAGCAGCAGCAGCAGCAGCAACAACAACAACAACAACAACAAGUUAGUGGAUUAAAGUCUCCCAAGAGGAAUGACAAGCAACCAGCUCUUCAGGUCCCCGUGUCAGUGGCUAUGAUGACACCUCAGGUUAUCACUCCCCAGCAAAUGCAGCAGAUCCUCCAGCAGCAAGUGCUGAGCCCCCAGCAGCUCCAGGUUCUCCUCCAGCAGCAGCAGGCCCUCAUGCUUCAACAGCAGCAGCUUCAAGAAUUUUAUAAAAAACAACAAGAACAGUUGCAGCUUCAACUUCUCCAACAGCAACAUGCUGGAAAACAACCGAAAGAGCAACAGCAGGUGGCUACCCAGCAGUUGGCUUUCCAGCAGCAGCUUCUACAGAUGCAGCAGCUGCAGCAGCAGCAUCUCCUGUCUCUGCAGCGCCAAGGCCUUCUAACAAUUCAACCCGGGCAGCCUGCCCUUCCCCUCCAACCUCUUGCUCAAGGCAUGAUUCCAACGGAACUGCAGCAGCUGUGGAAAGAAGUGACAAGUGCCCACACUGCAGAGGAGACUACAGGCAGCAACCACAGCAGCCUAGACCUGACCAGCACAUGUGUCUCAUCCUCGGCACCUUCCAAGACUUCCCUCAUUAUGAACCCUCACGCCUCUACCAAUGGACAACUCUCAGUCCACACUCCCAAACGGGAAAGCUUGUCUCAUGAGGAGCAUCCCCACAGCCAUCCUCUCUACGGACAUGGUGUAUGCAAGUGGCCAGGAUGCGAAGCAGUCUGUGACGACUUCCCAGCCUUUCUAAAACAUCUCAACAGUGAGCAUGCGCUGGACGAUAGAAGCACAGCUCAAUGUAGAGUACAAAUGCAGGUUGUACAGCAGUUAGAGCUACAGCUUGCAAAAGACAAAGAGCGCCUGCAAGCCAUGAUGACCCACCUGCAUGUGAAGUCUACGGAACCCAAAGCUGCCCCUCAGCCCCUGAAUCUGGUUUCAAGUGUCACCCUCUCCAAGUCCGCAUCAGAGGCUUCUCCACAGAGCUUACCUCAUACCCCAACGACCCCGACCGCCCCACUAACUCCCGUCACCCAAGGCCCCUCUGUCAUCACCACCACCAGCAUGCACACGGUGGGACCGAUCCGCAGGCGGUACUCAGACAAAUACAACGUCCCCAUUUCUUCAGCAGAUAUUGCGCAGAACCAAGAAUUUUAUAAGAACGCAGAAGUUAGACCACCAUUUACAUAUGCAUCUUUAAUUAGGCAGGCCAUUCUCGAAUCUCCAGAAAAGCAGCUAACACUAAACGAAAUCUAUAACUGGUUCACACGAAUGUUUGCUUACUUCCGACGCAACGCAGCCACGUGGAAGGGUGCCAUUCGCACCAACCUCUCACUGCAUAAGUGCUUUAUCAGAGUAGAGGAUGAGUUUGGGUCCUUUUGGACAGUUGAUGAUGAAGAGUUUAUACGUGGCCGCCAUAUUCAACGAGGCCGUCCUCGCAAAUACUGCCCCGGUGAAAACUCUGACGAGCUUGGCGCACAUAACCCUUCCCUUAUUAAAAACAUGCAGAGCAGCCACGCCUACUGCACACCUCUCAAUGCAGCCUUACAGGCUUCCAUGGCUGAGAACAGCAUACCUCUGUACACUACCGCUUCCAUGGGAAAUCCCACUCUGGGCAACCUGGCCAGUGCCAUCCGGGAGGAGCUGAACGGGGCCAUGGAACACACCAACAGCAACGAGAGUGAUAGCAGUCCGGGCAGAUCCCCUAUGCAAGCUGUGCACCCUGUACACGUCAAAGAGGAACCCCUUGACCCUGAGGAAGCGGAAGGGCCUCUGUCCUUAGUGACAACAGCCAACCACAGUCCAGAUUUUGACCAUGACAGAGAUUAUGAAGACGAACCAGUAAAUGAGGACAUGGAGUGAACCUCUGGGCGGGCCGACCCCUGAGACAGAAGAUUGGGAAAAAAGCAAAACAAAAACAAAUUAAAAAAAAAAAUAACACGUCAAAAGUUAGCAGUGAAACCUUUCUCCGCUUGUUGUACAGUCUGGAGGAUUUUUCGCUACAUUUUGACAACUCUGAAAUGUGUUAACUCUUAGUGCCAUCAAGAAUCCCAUUUGGGAGUAUUUUUGAUUUUUCUACUUUUUGUUGACAAAAGGGAUUUGUACUCUGUGCAUUGGAUGGACCUGUUUGGUACUUGGGAUUUUCCUCUUUGAGUCAACAUCAGUGUUGUAAAUUCGAUAAACGGAUUCACUUUUAGCAGCAGACUUUGAACUGCAGUUUUGUCCUGCCAAGGCCGACACCGAGGACACCCGACUGAGCUCGCGCACCUGCGCCGCAGACCAAGCCUUCGCCCGAAUUCAAGAUUCCAGUGGACGACCUAUUUGCACAGCACUGCAUGUUGAUAUCACUGCCUUUACUCACUUUGGUUUUCUUUUUGUUUGUUUGUUUUUGUUUUUGUUUUUGCUUCCAGUUGGGAUGGGGAAGGCCUUUGUGUGUUUAUUGGGGGGAGGGGUUAAAAAUAAUUAUCCCAAACUUUUUAAUGUAUUGCUUUUUUUUUUUUUUUUUUUUUUUUUUUUUUUUUUUUUUUUUUGCUUCUUCUAUACCAUUUUAAGUUCUGACCUCAGGCCUCCAUUUGGGCCCAUGGCCUCUUGGAGGCUUCACGUUUUCUGUACCUUGUGAUGAAUGUUAAUAGGUGUUUUUAUUAUACAAAGCUGAAUGUCAUUUCUCGUCUGUAGUUUUCUGGCACUCAUUCCAUUUUCCUAUAGACAUCACCACGUUUCUCUCAAGUUUAAAAAAACAAAACAAAACAUUCCGUUUUGGUCUUUUUUUCCAAAAAUUAAAAAAAAAAAAAAGAUCCCAAAGGCUGCACCUUACACCUGAAGGUCCUCUCACAGGGACAUGGUGUCCUGCCAGAAAGAGAACGAAUGACAGAAAAGGAGAGAGAAACACACGCACAUACUCUAGGAACAUAGCAGAUUCAUUUCACAAAAGCAGUAUUGGGGUGGGAUGGGAAUGUUGGAGAUUUUUCUUUUCAUAGAGCCCGCCAUUGUGAGUAACUGCUGCCACAUUCUCUCAACGUCAGGAAACACAGCCAAGAGGAGACGAUGACAAGAGUAAACAAUCCUUAAUAAUUAGACUGGCAUGAUGACCACGGAAGGCUCUCCCCCCCACCCCCUUAUAAUCAAGUGGCCAGGACCACAGAUUCUGUGUCGUCCUUAACAGCAGGGGUUGCUUUGUUUGCAAAAUGACCAAAAAGCCAGCUUCCCUGACUAACUUUACUCAACAUGGUGAUAGUGCUGAGUUUGUGCAUCGGUUGAGACCAGCUUGGUGGCGCUCAUCUAUUUUAAUGCAAACGAGACAUCACCUUGCACUUAUUAUGGGAGCUAAUGAGCACUGAGCCCAGUAGAUGGUGAUGUGUUGGUUUCCAGGAUGCAGAGUCUACACUGCAGUUGAGCCUGCAGUGUGAUAGUCUCACACCACCCGAGUAGCACAGACUUAACAGGUGACACCAGUAGACAGACUGAGGCUUCUGGGACCAGGGCCCACAGAAUUCGAUGGCUCUAGGUCGGUAUACCCCUCAGCCCUUCAAACCCCUCCACACUUCCAUCUGCACCCACUUCCCUGGCAUUUAUUUAUCUAGGGCUGUAGCUUUUUGUUUGGGUUUAGUUGGAGAGCCUUUCGAAGCUUAAUUUAUAUACUUUGUACCUUUUAUUUCUAAAAUUACCAAAGAUAUUAUGCAAAGGUAAAUUAUUUUCUUUUAUGCUUUAUCUGAUGAAGCCAAAUAUCCUCUUAUUGUUGAUCAAAGGAGGCAAAAGGAUUCAGAGGCAAAUGAUGAGGUCCAGGCUGUUUGCCAACCCGAGGGAAAUAACUGCCCCUCCAACAGAGUUCAUUUAGCAGACUAAGUAGGCAAUGGAACCAAAGUUUUUUACUUUUUUCUACUUUUUUUCCUUUUCCUUUUCUGUACUUGUACAGAGACCAAAACUAACUCCUGUAAGGAGAAAAUAUGGGGCUACUGCAGAGAAAAAAAAAAAUACAAACAGGAAAACAGUAUUAUAGCUCCUACGGAAAGAAUGAGAUACCAUCUCAGAAAAAGAAAUGAAUGUAUGAUGCUGAAAUUAGUGUGUAAAUCAAGGAGACACUUAGGAUGACUUAGGAGAACAGAAAAGUGUCUGACUGCACUAGGCCACUUCUAGAAUAAAGAGUUUUUGGUUUUGUUUUUGGUUUUUUUUUUUUUUUUUUUUUUUUUUUUUUAGAACAUUGGUAUGCCACUUUUGUUUAAGGGCUGUGCUGUGAUCACUGCAUUAGUUUUGUUUUAUCUUGGCACAUAUAUCCUCUAGUUCUAGAUUCUUCCUGCUUUUUGUUGUUGUUUUUCCUUUCUCAGACUACGGUUUGGUCAGCAUUUUUCCUUUACACACACACGAAAAGGUAGCAUUCCCAUCCACUCAUCAGCUUAGAAUAGAACGUCUUUGGCAAUUACUUCUGAAGCUUUGCUCUGCUUUCCGUAGAGGGGCAGUCUGUGGUUACUCAUGCCCCCAACCCCCACUUUUCUAGGCAGCUUCAUGAUGUGCAGGCAGUAGCCAGGCAGGGUCAUGGGAGAGGGGGGCCUGUGCUUCUAAACUGAGUGGUUGCUGGUUAGAUAUUCAAAAGAGGAUAAAAAUCUGGUAGAUUAGUUCAUUCUCAGCAUGUGUAGCUAGACAUGAGUAAAGAUAACAGCAUGAGAACUGUUAGUACGCAUACCUCAGUUCAAACCUUUAGGGAAUGAUUAAAAAAAAUUUUUAAAAAUAUACAUUUCACUCAGUUGCACUUAGUCGUAUGUCUUGCAUGCUUAGUCUAAAGACUGUAGCAAAAAAAUAAAGAAAAAAGAAAAAUUAGAUUUUACAUAUCUUUGCAGGUGUCACAGCCUUGCAGAAGAACCAACUUUAAAAAAAAAAGUUCUCAGGCUUUACAGCAAGCAAUUUUCACUCUGAGUUUUACAGUUCUGAUUCUGUCCCUUGGGGGGGGAAUUAUGGUCGCUUCUUUAGAAUGGGGUUGAUUCGGUUGUACAUAUAUCCCGAUGUGUCUGUGUGAAUCUUUGUCUUUUGUGGGGGAGGGCCGAGGGCAGCUCUUUUUUUUUUAAUUAUUUUAUUUUUUAGGUAUUGUUCCUAAAGAGGAAUAAAUGCAUACACCUGUUUGUCAAAACAUCUUUGCUUUUUGUGCAACUGCAUUUUAUUAAUGAUACUUUAAAACAGAAGAAAACCACAGUAUCUUUGGGGGAAAAAUCUACUGUAUGUAAUGGAUUUGCAGUCAAUGCUGCACAUGUAUUUUAUUUCAUUACCCUUGAUUUAUGAACAUUGGAUGACAUGUUGACAUGUGGGAGGAAAGAAGAAACUCCAGAACACUUUUUUUUUUUUUUUUGGCUUUUAAAUUGUAACAUAGUUGACAUAAUUUGUUUCCUAUUCUCAUUAAUUGAAACAUUUUGUACAGGUUUGUGGGGUGGGGUGUGUGUGUGUGUGUGUGUGUGUGUGUGUGUGUGCGGGUGUGUGUGAACGGGUGUGUGAGUGUAUGUGUGUGUGGAUCUGUUUUUGAUACAUUCCUGUUCCUUGUGUUUAUCCUGCCACUGCCUUUUUGAUUAUCUUAAACAAGUUCCUAAGUUUGAAAAGAGAAAAAAAAAAAGUUGUUUUAAAAAAAAGUUCUCUCCUGCUGCAGUCAAUAUUUUUGCAUGAUGAAAUUCCAAGGUCACACUUUCAAAGUUUUAUCAGUAAAGUAGUGAUUAAUAAUGGGAAGUGUUGAAAAAUAUUGAAAUUUUUGUAUAAAAAAAUUUACAAGGUCCCAAGGUGUAAAGACAAUUUGUUACUUUUUCUUUCUCUUUUCUUUUUUUUUUUUUUCUUAGUAAAAGCCAAGCAAACAUGAGGGAGGUUGGCCCAUGUGUCAGACACACUCAGUCAUGAUGAUGAUCCAUCUUUGUUGUUCCUAGGGUCUAUCCAUGUGAAAAGGCUUAGGCUGCCGUAUUGGGGCACCAAAGGGUGAUCCAUCAAGACUUAUGUACAUGGUGACCUAGCUGCCAGUGCCCUCCCCACAUCAGAAGACAGUUGACUUGACAUUCCCAGCAUCCCGUCAGCCAUAAUAAAGCAAGCUUUGGUUUAAAAGAUAAACAAAAUAAUAGAACCAAAAUGUAAUGUAAAUCACUAGCUCUUAUUUUUUAACGUCACAUGAAAUCGCAUUGAAAAGUCUCCUCUUUUUCCACAUUCUAGCUAAGCUCUGUCUCCAAGGGCAUAAAGCAGACUCUGCUAAUGACUUUGAAUCUUUUUGGUACCCUUUGGUCAAUGCCAUACCCUCCUGACAGUCUGGAAGUGUUUUGCAACUCGGUUUCACUUUAAUUAUCCUGAGAAGCAAAUGGACAAUUCUAAUGGCGUCUCGUGGGUCCACUGUAACUCGAUGCAGUCCCUGCUACCCAGGAGCCUGGGUGGAGAUGGUGCGGUCUGGGUUGUGAGCGUGGUGCUCUAUGUUUAUGUGCUGCCACUAACAAGGAUUGUUUUGUUUUGUUUUGUUUUGAUAAGGCAUAAAAGAAUCUCAUUCCUUGACAUCAACUGUAAUUCCAUCAUUCCAUGUCUGUGGAUACAGACAAUAAAAAAAAAAAAAAAAUGUUGUGUAGUCAGUACUAGUGACUGACAUGAGAGCGUUCUCAAAUGCAAUAAAAAUGCUGGUUGUUCACACUGGUA
Cricetulus griseus (Chinese hamster) is the source of this 7260-nucleotide messenger RNA. NCBI's taxonomy places the organism in Eukaryota, Metazoa, Chordata, Mammalia, Rodentia, Cricetidae. The record is from RefSeq and is a predicted model, not a curated record.